Messenger RNA from Apaloderma vittatum (bar-tailed trogon), 1521 nucleotides. Its product is annotated as solute carrier family 22 member 5-like. Gene Ontology annotation, biological process: transmembrane transport. NCBI's taxonomy places the organism in Eukaryota, Metazoa, Chordata, Aves, Trogoniformes, Trogonidae. Gene Ontology annotation, cellular component: membrane. The record is from RefSeq and is a predicted model, not a curated record. The annotation marks the transcript as partial. Gene Ontology annotation, molecular function: transmembrane transporter activity. The transcript is spliced from 9 exons.
CCGAGGUGUUUAGGAGGGAGGGGGAAAGAAAUCCUGUUUAAUAUAAGGCUUUCCUGUUCUCUCUUCCUGCAGUGGGAUCUCGUGUGUGACAACGACUGGAAGGGACCCCUGAGCACCUCCCUGUUCUUUGUGGGCGUCCUGAUCGGAUCUUUCGUAUCGGGACAGCUCUCAGACAAGUUUGGCAGGAAGAAUGUGCUCUUUGCGACUCUGGCCAUGCAGACUGGCUUCAGCUUCAUCCAGGUCUUCUCUACCAGCUGGGAGAUGUUCUCAGUGUUCUUCCUCCUGGUCGGCAUGGGACAGAUAUCCAACUACGUGGCAGCAUUUGUUCUUGGCACAGAAAUUCUUGGCAAAUCAAUCCGUGUGCUGUUCUGCACGCUGGGCGUUUGCAUAUUUUAUGCAAUUGGCUACAUGUUGCUGCCGCUGUUUGCUUACUUCAUCAGAGACUGGCGGAUGCUGCUGCUGGCACUCACCUUGCCUGGGCUGCUCUGCAUCCCGCUAUGGUGGAUCAUUCCAGAAUCUCCACGGUGGCUGAUCUCUCAGGGAAGAUUUCAAGAGGCAGAAAACAUCAUCCGAAAGGCUGCAAAAACUAAUGGCAUCACAGCCCCAGAUGUAAUACUUGGCCCUAGUGAGCUGCAAGAUUUGAAUUCCCAGAAGCAACAGACGUACACCAUUCUGGAUCUCAUGAAAACUCGAAAUAUCCUGACUAUCACAAUCAUGUCAAUCCUGCUUUGGAUGAUAAUCUCUGUUGGCUAUUUUGGACUUUCUCUUGACACGCCCAACUUGCACGGAGAUGUCUAUCUGAACUGCUUCCUCUCGGCAGUGAUUGAAGUUCCAGCCUACGUUAUUUCCUGGCUGCUGCUUCGAAAUCUCCCUCGACGGUAUUCAAUGGCUGCUGCGUUAUUCUUAGGAGGCUGUGUUCUUCUCUUCGUUCAGCUGGUGCCUUCACAUAUUCGUGCGCUGUCCAUUUUCCUGGUGAUGCUGGGAAAAUUUGGGAUCACGUCUGCCUUUUCGAUGGUUUAUGUUUACACGGCUGAGCUCUACCCAACAGUGGUGAGAAACAUGGGAGUUGGAGCGAGUUCCAUGGCCUCUAGGCUGGGCAGCAUCCUCUCGCCUUACUUUGUUUACCUCGGUGCCUAUGACCGAUUCCUGCCUUACAUCCUGAUGGGCAGCCUGACUGUGCUGUCAGGAAUUCUGACUUUAUUUCUGCCAGAAAGCUACGGCCGGCCGCUUCCAGACACAAUAGAGCAAAUGCUGAUGGUGAAAGGGUUAGAAUACAGGCCUGCAUCUAGUAGCAAAAGGGAUUCCAAGGAGGAAGAAGAAAAUCCAGAGAUUCUUAAAAGCACAUCCUUUUGAUGGAACCCCUGUGUACUUCCUGGUGGACUGAAAGUUUAAAUGGACUUUUCUUGUAAUACUCAUUCUAGAAAGGGCUAGUGGCAGCACUUUAUCUCCUGUAAUUUUAACCUUAUUUAUUAAUUUAAACACUGUGUUCCAUACAUUCUCUUUUUAUAUGAACAUAAUACU